AAGUCCUUCGAUCAUUACCUGUGUUCUAACAAUCCAUACAAACACAAUUUUUUUUUGGUGUUUAGAUCUGAGAUAAUCUUGAGCAUUUUUUUCAACACCAGACACCUGUUUUUGGAGGUCCUGGAAAUCGGCUACGGGAUCAAGAAAAUCCAAAAUUUUUCAAAGUAGUUUUUUUUCAAGUACUAUAAAUUCUGUAAAUGCACUUUUAUAUUUAUUAAUUAAAAAAAAUGCAUCUUCAAACAAAAUUCACAAGACACGCGUUUUUAGGAAAACAAAAUUUUCAUAAAUUUUACAAACGAACAAAAUACGAAAAAAUGGUAAAAUAAACUAAAUGCCGCAAUAUUGGUAUAAACUCAAAAACUCUAAUUUACGGUUUUUAUAGCAAGUAGCUAUAUUUAGAAGUACUCACAAUAAUUUAGUGCAUAUUUUGAAUUCAGCCGAUUCGAUUGCAGUCAUGACGCAAACCUUUCCAGUAGUGGUAGCUGACUUUACUACUUUCAUAGUGGGAAGGAAAUAAAAAUAAUGAUAUAUGUAUUCCCAAACUGUUCAGAGAAGGGAUUAUCAAAGGAUAGUGAGAACAGCAGCUUCAAGCAAGCAUCAAGCAAACAUAUAGUUAGAUCGUUAAUAUUAUUUCCAAACAAGAUUUUAAGCCACUAAACAUAAAUAGUAUAUACGAAUAUAUAAAAUGUUCAUACUUUUAUUUUUUCAAUCUAUUAAUAAUGGUAAAUGUUCUUUGAGUAUUUGCCGCCUUAUCGUAAAUAUUUUUUUAAGCAUUUUCUAUGCAUGAAAACCAAAUUAAAUUAUCCAACUUUAUUCUGCCAACCUAUCUAAUCAGAUCAUGAAAACUGUAUCAGUAUCAGCAACAGUAGUUUAUUGCCCAGAUAUUGCACAAGCUAGCUUGGUCAUUCGUGUCUCCUGUGAAGUUGCUGAUUGCAUUGCAAUAUGUGGGCGAGAAAACUGGUAUCAUUGAUGCUUAAUAUACAUAUAUGCAUAUACAUACACACAUAUGUAUUAAUCUAUGUAUGUAAAAUUUUAUGUUUUACUAAGUGCUGCUCUGUGUACUCAAAAGUGCAAUGGCUUUGUUGCACAGCACAGCAGCACACGGUGAAAGGCACAUUGCUUGCUGGCCACGAAUGGCUUAGACCAGUAAACGGAUUUUUGCAAUAGCAUGAAACCUGCCACCUGUUAAAAUCAAUUAACUGGAGCAAUCUUACUGAUUUUGUGGACUCUGCGGCAAAUGUUUUAUGUGUUUGUAUAUAUGUACACUCGGCAAUGGGCACUAAAGGUGACUUAUGUAUGUGUGACGUUGCUCAACUUUUGUAAAGAGUUGCAAAUAUUGUUUAGAAAAUAAUUAGCUUAAGACUGCAAAUUCCGUUUUCAUAUCGGAAUAUUUGUACUAUCGAUGUGUAGAUAUGUAUCGAUUAUAGCAUAUUGUACUAAAAUGUGAAAAAACUGCCAGUUUGUGGCGAAAAAUUAUAAAUAAAAGUAUACAGUUACUGUUAUUAUGUUGCCUGUGGCUGUAUAUUUUAUUUUGUGUGGUUUGAUAUGUGUCUAACUGUUUGUGGGUUUGAGUUGUUGGCUUUGAUUUGUCUCGUGCCGUUGACAGUUCCAGUUUAGAUAUUUAACUAUAAAAUAUAUCUGUAUAUAUGUAAGUACUUAGAAUGUAAGUAAGGCGUACACAUUGCGGUUUUACAGAUCGUCACUGUACAUAUGCUAUUUCUUAAAUAGCAGACAAGUUAUCCUAUAUUAUCUAUUCUCUUAUAUACUAUUUGGAAAGCAAUAUGAACUUUGAGAAAUAUCAGCGAAUGUGAUGUGUGAGAGUGUACACCUUUAAUAAUCCUUAAAAUUAUGAGAGCGGGAUAUGUUUUUCGUUUCCUGAUGUACCGCAAUAUAACAUGUUUCGAUGUUUUCGUCAUUAUCAAGGUGGAUGAACGAGGCAAAUUUUCGAUGACUUUUCAACCUUCACUGAGUGCUUUAUGUUACUCAAAUACUCGUGUCCAUAAUGAAGUAGACAAAAGACCUAAAACACUUCUGUAAUAUUUUCAACUAUUCUGUAGCUGUAACUCCUUUGGAAACACAAGUCUUAAAGCAAACUCGUUGUUCAAUUUAUUUUUUCCAUAGUAAAAAUCGCCAGACAAACUUUUCGAAAAAUUGACGUAUGUAUGGAGAUCACACUUCACACCAACCUAAAACUGGUUGUAACAAUCUAAGGAAGAAUUUUAUCGAUUCGGUUUGUGCGCGCAGUUUCAAUGGAUCAGUUAGGGUCAAAUGCUUAGCUGGUAAAUAUUUUUCAUGAUCUGAGUUUGGUGUUUUCGUACACUUUUCUACACAUACGUAUAUGGUACUAGGGGUCUUAAUAUGGGUAUUAAUCUAUAUAUACAUACAUAUUACGUGAGUUGCUAACUUUCUUCCUUAUAUAUGUACAUAUGUAUGUAUAUAAAUAUAUAUCUAUGUAACUACAUAUGCAUACACAUUUUUCCAUAUCUCUUUACAAGCGGGUUUAUUCAGCUUUGCUUUGAGCUUGUAAUUCGAUCUAUUAGCUGUGGAUGCCACAACUGACUAAUCUUGUGGAAUUCUCAAUAUAGUAGUACUAACGAUGCGAAUAUAAGAUGUGAAGCACUCCCGCGAUUUUUUAAUGUGUUUUACAUUCGCUUCACAUCUUUUUGCUGCGGAUAAUAAUUCUACUGAUUCGAUUAAAUAAUUACCAACGGCGUCAUCGAACUACCACAGCAUGAAGCUAAGCUACGAGUAAAUUCAUAUUUAUGUAACUACGCAUUAGGUGCUUGUAUAUGUAAUCAAUUAUAAAUAUGUAUGUAUGUGAAGCAUCCUCUCGAUAAUUUUUUACGCAUUUUCUUUGUGCGUGUAAUUUUUUUUUUUACCUUUCUUGAAUUCAGUGGGUACUGAAAGAGUGUUAACCAUGACAGUGAUUUUCAAUAAGUUUUUUCUUGUUAUUAUUUUACGUGUAUUUCAGUUGUGCCGCAUAUAUUGAAUUACACAAGUGACUUUUAAGUUGUAUUAUAUUAUAUAUGAACAUAUAUAGUUUUGAAACCUUUUGUCAUACAGUUUGCUUAGCUCACGACUCUUUCUUAUGCUAUAUUCGCCGUUACCUCUGCGUAAAACUUUUUAAAUAUAUCGCAGAAUCUUUCUUUUGACAAUUGCAAUAAUCAGAUGUAUCGUUGACCACGCUUCUACAUCAUAUAAUAUAUUUCACGGGAAUGAUAAGGGGCUUAUAAAAUGUUAUUUCUUUCAUUCAAAAAUGAUUUGGCAAACUUUAGUCUUGUCGCCUUUGUCUACUAUCUUUUGGUAGCUGUUCAAAGAUAAGGGAGAUUGUUAACGAUUUCGAAGGUCGAAGGAAGGUUACAGUCAAUACGGCGAAGAGAGGUAAAAAACGAUUUUACUCCAGACCCACUAAUCUUGCUAGCGUAUGUUUUUAUCAAACGUUUUAAUAGUUGUACGCUCAAAAAAUUAGCAAAUAUAGUUAGGUAAAUAGAAAAAUAAUCAAUUUUUUUUAGCUUAAUCUCUUUCAAAACUAUCUGAAAACAUACAUAUGGAUGUGUAUGCUAAAUAUUAGGUUUGAUUUCGAAGAUAUUGCAGGUAAUAGACAAGCGUCUCGACCAUGUGUCAGUCGCUUAACAAAACUUUGAGACGCGUUUCUUACUUACUAAAUUACUUAGUAUUCUCUAACAAAACCUCAUAAUUCGGUGUGGAUACCAAAACAGACAGCCUAAAAAAUACGAUUUUUGGAAAUUACAAAAAAAAAAAACUACUCUAUCAAUUGUUUUUAAAGUUAAAUGAUAAUUUAUAUAUAUUUUAAGAAUAUAAAGUAAAAUUUUUGAAAAAAAUUAAAAAUUUUUGUGAAAUUAUACACGUUCUCCGACUGCGCUAAAAGAAGAUCCACCACUGCAGGCUUUCCCCAUGGAUGAUAUCUAAGAAAUUUUUCCUACAUUGUUUUAAAAUAAUUUAAGUAAAAAAAAAUUUUGCUAUUUUUUGGCUUGAAAAAACCCGAUUUUUUAUCGGAUCAAAAAAUAUUAUAUGCAAUAUUGUGAAAAACUAUAUACAGAACAUACAGAAAAAAUUUGAUAGUGAUUGGCUCUAAGUAAUCCCUGCGGAAAAUUACAAAAAUGCUUUUUCGAGAAAAUUUUUAAAAUAGAUUUAUCCAAGAUUGAUCAAUAAUAAAUGUAAUUAAGAAGAAAAUUUGUUAUAAUGAACUUGUUUGUUCCCUGAGCAUUUUCCAAAAUUACUUUAAAAAAUUGUUUCGAAUAAAUAUUUAAAAUAACUCGUAGUGAUGGGCUUUAGACGGUAAAAAUAUCGUAAGCAAAUAUAUUAUAUAAUAAUAAAAAUAAGACCUGCUCUUAAACAAAAAUUCAUAUUAAGUUUAAUUUCAUAAUGUAUGUUAUUUUGUAUUUUAUUGUGGGUUUUUUCGGGAAAGUGAAAAGUAAGUGCAUGUGUAAUAUUCAAAUACAUAUGCGGAGAAAUGAAGUUUGUUUACCUAAAUAUGCAUAUAUUUCAUCUUUUAUUUUCUUUACGGAUUUUCUAUUCAAAAUCAAAACAAUAUUGCUUUUUCGGCACUUACUUUCGUUCUUAAGGUCACAGGUACUCAAUUUUUAAUGAAAUUUUCUAUACAUAAUUAUAUUGAUGCGUGCAUAAAAGCAUAGUGAUCCUACUGAUAAUAUAUAGUGUACUCUCUCAGUCACAUGGGCUUAGACGAGAAAGUCCUUGUAAUUAUUGCACCCUUUUCAAAUCUAUGAGAACUCAAAGGUAAAUACUUCUAAUUUCGAAAAAUUUCUACCUGUCCUCAAUACAUGUUAUAAAAGCCAUGCAACAGGCACCGGCAAUCUUAAACGUAUUUCAACAUUUGACCCGCGUAGUAGUACACAUCUCGUUACUCUUUUACAAUUUAAUAACACAAUGCGUUUGCUAAUAAUAUUUCACUGCAUACUAGUGUUGACAUGGGCCAAUCCUUUGCUGAAGAGCCAAGUGUUGUAUAAUAAAAUCAAAGAACGUAUGUUCGGCGUCAACACGGAUUGUGGAACCUGUGGCGGCAUACAUACCGUGCAGCCGAUGGGUAUGUUACCAAUGCCUAAUGUCUACACUGGGGCAUAUAAGCCGUCGCUACAAUUACAUGGCGAGUCAGCGGCUGUGUCAAGCACUGGCAAUGUCUACAAUUCUCAAGAAUAUUCUUCUGGCCGCAUGAAUCAUUUCAUGAAUGCUAACGGUGUAAAAACGCAUAAUUUUAGAAGUGAUAAACGUCCAGCUCCAGUUUUGAAUUACGCCAAUAACCAUUAUGCACAAGUUGAGAAAGCCGCUGCAGCCUCUACGGCCGAGAGUCAUAGCUCAACUACAUUAUGGAAGCAUGAAGAGAACGCGCAAGCUGCAAGUAGAGCACAACAAUUGACAAUGGCUCAUGGUGGUGGAGCUGUACCACCAGUACCUGCUGGCCCUGUUUGGAUUGAAGGCGAUCAGUACGAUGCAUAUCCACCUUUGGGUUACACUGGUGAGGUUGUUGACAAUUCUGCUGCAGCCCAAUCUUCUUCCUCCGCUUGGAGUCAGCAAAAUGGUAACUAUGGUCAAAAUAAUGGACGUGGUGUGGCCUUUGCUCAUGCCAGUUCUACUUCGUGGAGCUCAAAUAAUUCCGGCUGAGAGAAUUUUAAGUUAAGUUUAGUGUGAAAACAGAAAGUUUGUAGAAAUAUUGGUGGAAAAAUAAUAAUACAAAAACAGUAGAAAAUAAUCAAAUAAUUGUGUAUUUAAUUAUCGAAAAUUUAUGUAUCUAUUAAGUCAACGCAAAUUCAAGUUUUUGGUGAAGUAAAUGACAGUGGUUAACCCCAUAUUUAGCAUAA
This is a messenger RNA of Bactrocera oleae (olive fruit fly), 5837 nucleotides long. RefSeq lists its product as uncharacterized. Lineage: Eukaryota; Metazoa; Arthropoda; Insecta; Diptera; Tephritidae. The record is from RefSeq and is a predicted model, not a curated record.